Aspergillus welwitschiae is the source of this 295-nucleotide messenger RNA. RefSeq lists its product as uncharacterized. The transcript has a single exon. Bases 24 to 263 code for a protein of 79 amino acids. The record is from RefSeq and is a predicted model, not a curated record. NCBI's taxonomy places the organism in Eukaryota, Fungi, Ascomycota, Eurotiomycetes, Eurotiales, Aspergillaceae.
CUCGGACGAAGUAUAGUGUCCGGAUGGUAAAUUGUGCACUAAGCUUGGGUGCCGAGGCAACCGGUUUCCGACUAUCGAGAAGCCAAUGGGCCGCCGGUACUGUUAGCGGUUUGACACAUAUUGGACCAGGCGUUAAUGGGCGGACCUCGCCACUCACAUCCACCAAUGCUGAAGCCACCUUGGCGUCAGACCACCCUGCAAACCCGUGGAUAGGCAAUGAUCAGUUCCUUAAUUACUAUUUUUUAACUCCCUGUAUAGCCUAGAGACUCUUUCUGCAUAAUAAAACUCAUCUAGC